GCGGAAUCCCCUGAUUGAGUUCCGGGAGGGAAAUGCGAAGGCAGGGAAGGACACAGCACGGUCGCGGCCAGGAGUGGCAUUGAGGAAGCAGGGUGGCAGUCUCUCAGGUUUGGUUUAAAAUAAUCGUCAGCCCAGGAAGCUAAUCGCCUACGGUGACCCUUUUCGAGGUUGCUUCGGAGAGGAGGAGGGAAGAGAGUGAGAGACGGGGAAAGCAAGCCAAGAUGAAGGUAACGGCUCUUGAUUCUCGUCGACUCAAGCAACUGCUACGGAAGGAUCCUGCCCUGUGCCUUGUCCUGGACUGCAGACCGUACCUCUCCUAUUCGGCCUCUUGCCUCCGAGGAUCUCUCAACGUCAACCUCAACUCCGUGGUGAUCCGCCGCUCCCACGGGCGGCCCGUGCCUUUACAUUUCGUGGUGCCCGAUGAAACGGCUCGAGGGCGGCUUCUGCUGCCGCCGGCUUGCGCGGAAGAAAGAGGAGGGGACGCGGGGACGCCUCGGACGUUGUCGGCGGUGGUAGUCCUGGAUCAAAACACCAGACACUGGCGAAAGCUCAAGAAAGAGAGCACGGCGCAGAUCGUGCUGAACACGCUGUCCGCCAGCGUGCCGGAGGCUGGAGCCCGGGUCUGUUUCCUAAAAGGAGGCUACGAAACCUUUUACUCACAAUAUCCAGAGUUCUGUGUAGAUGUAAAACCUGCAUCCCAAGAGAGGAUUGAAACUGAGAAAAGCAUCAACGGCUUGCAUGAGAAGCAAUGCAUCCACCAGAAGCCAGCAUAUGAUCAGGGUGGCCCAGUAGAAAUCCUGCCUUUCCUAUACCUUGGCAGUGCCUAUCAUGCUUCUAAGUGUGAGUUCCUUGCCAGCCUAAACAUUACUGCACUCUUGAAUGUCUCCAGAAAGAGUUCUGAACCCUUUACCAAUCAAUUCUGUUGUAAGUGGAUUCCAGUGGAGGACAGUCACACAGCAGACAUCAGCUCACACUUCCAAGAAGCUAUAGAAUUUAUCGAUUGCACCAGAAGGGCAGGAGGCAAGAUCCUGGUGCACUGCGAAGCAGGGAUUUCUCGCUCUCCCACAAUCUGCAUGGCUUAUUUGAUGAAAACGAGAAAGUUCCGCCUGGAGGAAGCAUUUGACUACAUCAAGCAACGGAGGAGUCUAAUCUCACCAAACUUCAGUUUCAUGGGGCAGCUGCUGCAGUAUGAGUCAGAAAUUCUGUCUUCAGCUCCUAGCCCUCCUGUCACGUCUUGCAAAAGGGAUGCUGUGUCUUUCUUCACAGAAGAGCUGGCUCUGAGCAAAAGUUUUUCCUUUCCUACCUCGGUUUUGAAUUCAGUGCCCCUGCACUCGCCCGUCCAUCCACUUACAUUGAACUCUAUUACUGCAAAUUCAUCAUGCUGGGCCCUCUUGGGGACAAGAGACAGUACGGUUCCAUGAGGUGAGGUGAUGAUAACAUGACAUUUCAUCUAUACGCAAUACAGAAGCCCUUAUUUAUUUCAUUCAGAUCCAGACGCUGGAGUGACUGUCUACAUCAGAAGGGAAAAUAUGCUUUUAUGUUGAGAUGGAGUGGAGAUGAAUUCAGUGCAUUGAAGCUCAGGCUAGCUAUGCAAUUUCUAGUUAUCGUGUGCUAAAUUUAGCAAACUCCAGGUUUUAGCUCAGAUAAUCUAAGGACUUUACUUAGAACAUGGAGAUAUUGUUCCCAGAAGUAGAUGCCCUUCAUUCUGGAUGAGAACUUCCAUUCUAUAGACCCAGGGUAGGUCAUUAUUUUGAAAGAAUGAAUCUCUUCGGAGGAAGAUAAUAUGUGCAUAUUUAUGAGUGUUUUUAAUAAUUUCUGAAAUAUUUGUGCAUUCACUACUGUACAUCUAGACCUUGCUGGAGCAGAAAGAACCACAUUUUUUAAAAGUCCCUCAGACCUGUCCAAUUGCUUCUUAGUUCCUGCCUCCUUCCCCUCUCUUAAUUAUAGACUUGUGUUAAAGUGUAAGCAAUAAACAGCUGUGUCAGGAAAAAAAGAGCUGUAACAAAAAGCACAAUUUACAAAAGAGCAAACCUUGAUAUUACUUGGUGUGGCAAAAACUUGAAUGCUUGCUUUUUUUCCUUUCCUUUGUGGGUUCCUAAAAAAUGUCAUAAUCUGCCAAAUGCAAGUGAAUUAGAAAACUGGAGAAACAAAUGUCUCUCCUUCCCCUUAUCCACCAGUCAGCCUCUGUUGUUUGUUGCUGUACUACUGAGUUCAAGGUUAAAAUCGGAUCCUUACUUGAAAGCCUCUGCUACAUGCUGUUAUCAGCAGAAUGAAGUACAUUUGGGAAGUUAUUUCUAGGUAAGCUAAGGCUGCAAAACCAUGAGGAUUUCAUACUUCAUUCUCCAGCUCAAUCCAGUUAGAGCUGACUUUUCAUCUGAUGUCCUUCAGAUGUCUUCAAUUACAACUCCUGUUAUCAACAGCCAGGAUGUCUAAGGAAUAACCUAGUAUUCUCUAAAUCCUGUAUUUGAUUCCUUCCUUUCCUCUACAAAAUUGCUCUUUUCAAAAGACAGUGAACCAAUUUUGUCAUAACACUAAACUAUAACACAACUUGUUUGUUUCUCACUCAGUUUGUUACUUGAGCAUACCCACUGUGGCUUAGCAUUACAACAGGGCUCUGUGGGCUGUUUGGUAAUAAACCAUGAUUUGAAAAAUCUUAGCUUAGUGUUAAUGUGUGAACAGAGCCUUUUUGUUUCCCAUAUUUCAUUGUUCCAUAAGGGACACCACAACAUCCUACUUCAGGCAUUAACCUUCAAAUAGUACUAGAAAGCUUUGGCAGUUCUAGAAGUAGCAAUAUAGCAUAUCUUUCAUUUUGUCUACCUUAGCCACCAAACAAUAACAGAUUAGCAGGGUGAUAGCUACAACUAGCUAUUCAAAAUACUGUAUUGCCAGAUUCCAGCCUGGCUUAAUUAACAAGGGGGAAAGUGGGUGGAAUUCCUGGGGCCUCAGAGCAUAGUCGAGGACUGUGGGUUGCCCACAUAGUGUAUACCAGUGUUUCUCAACCUUAGCAACUUUUCAGAUGUGAGGACUUCAGCUUCCGGAAUUCCCCAGCCAGUGUGCUGGCUGAGGAAUUGUGGGAGAUCAAGUCCACAAACCUUAAAGUUGCUAAGGUUGAGAAACACUGGUAUAUAUAGAUUCACUCUUAAGGUAUUUUUUCCUGUUAUCUGGUGGUAGAAAGCCCAGUGUUUCACAGUGAAGUUUGACUUGAUUCAGAAAAUUAAACUGCUGCAGACUGAUUGCAUAUUAGUCACUGGGUCAUGUGUAAAGCAUACUUUUGAGCUAAUGGGCUGCCAAAAGUAAAGAAGUUGCUGUAUGUAAUAUCUGACAGCUACACUGUAAGCUCUUGAUUUUUGCUGAUGGGACUGGACACGAAGGGGGCAAAUGAUGUCAAAGCAAAUAUUGUAUCUGAACAGACAAUCCCAUAGCAAAUUGUUACAUAAAGGAGUGUUUUGGAAUUUCUAACUUUGUUCUGUGAAAAUGUAUUUUUCUUUGUACAUUGCAUUUUGAAUUUGUGGAUUUUUAGAUUUUAAAAAGUGGGGGAGAAGAAAGGCAGCCUGAUAAACGAUCAACCUCCCCAAAAAGUGUUUUUCAACUGAAUAACAAUCCUUACUGAAUGACAUGUGGAUUGGUGUUCUUUGUGUUGAUUUCUUCCAUGUCAUAUUCUUGCCCUGGAAUUAUUUAUUUCCUAGCAAUAGGGACUUAAAAACAAAAAACAAAAACAGGCCAUCUGUAUAUUUAGUAUGUGUCUCUACAGGUGGCUCCAUGUUCUGCUGCUGCUUUGUCCUGUCAUCGUUAUUUUUUCUAAAUAUGGGAAAAGGCAAGAAUUGCUUAGAAAACUUGUG
Molecule: messenger RNA, 3839 nt
Organism: Candoia aspera
Lineage: Eukaryota; Metazoa; Chordata; Lepidosauria; Squamata; Candoiidae
Gene: DUSP5
Product: dual specificity phosphatase 5
Exons: 4
Coding region: 222-1421 (399 amino acids)
Biological process (GO): endoderm formation; protein dephosphorylation; negative regulation of MAPK cascade
Cellular component (GO): nucleus; cytoplasm
Molecular function (GO): MAP kinase tyrosine phosphatase activity; protein tyrosine/threonine phosphatase activity; MAP kinase tyrosine/serine/threonine phosphatase activity
Source: RefSeq, a predicted model, not a curated record